Gaeumannomyces tritici R3-111a-1 is the source of this 2107-nucleotide messenger RNA. Its product is annotated as T-complex protein 1 subunit alpha. The record is from RefSeq and is a predicted model, not a curated record. Gene Ontology annotation, cellular component: chaperonin-containing T-complex. NCBI's taxonomy places the organism in Eukaryota, Fungi, Ascomycota, Sordariomycetes, Magnaporthales, Magnaporthaceae. Gene Ontology annotation, molecular function: ATP hydrolysis activity; ATP binding; ATP-dependent protein folding chaperone. Gene Ontology annotation, biological process: protein folding. Bases 206 to 1912 code for a protein of 568 amino acids. The transcript is spliced from 3 exons.
GGAGAGCUCCAAAUCCCACCUGGCCGCCAAGUGCAGGGCGGCGACACAGCUUGCGGCAGGCUUGACUGCACCCAAUUUCUGCUGCUCCCCCACCGCCGCCACAACAAGCCAGAGCCUCCAUCACGGAAAGGCUGCUGUCUGGAGCUAUAACGACGGAUUUGAAACCUUAGAUACGCUGCUUCUUGGGUCUUGAUACUUUUUCAGCAUGGCAUCAAUGUUUGCGCAGCCGGGGAACGGCACGCUGUUCCUUGGCGGCCAGAAGAUUUCGGGCUCCGAUAUCCGCGAUCAGAAUGUCCUUGCCACCCAGGCCAUCGCAAAUGUCGUCAAGAGCUCGUUCGGCCCAAGCGGCCUCGACAAGAUGAUGGUGGACGAUAUCGGUGAUGUCACGGUUACAAACGACGGCGCCACCAUUCUCAGCCUACUAGACGUCGAGCACCCUGCCGGCAAGAUCUUGGUGGAUCUGGCCCAACAACAAGACAAGGAGGUGGGCGACGGAACCACGUCGGUGGUGCUGAUCGCGGCGGAGCUGCUGAGGAGGGGGAAUGAGCUUAUGCGUAACCGGAUACACCCGACAACCAUUAUCACGGGCUACCGCCUGGCGCUGCGUGAGGCGGUCAAGUACAUGAACGACAACAUCAGCGUCAAGGUCGAGAACCUGGGACGUGAGUCAUUGAUCAACAUCGCCAAAACGUCCAUGUCCAGCAAGAUCAUCGGCGCCGACUCGGACUUUUUUGCCAACAUGGUCGUCGACGCCCUACAAGCCGUCAAGAGCACAAACAAUCGCAACGAGACCAAGUACCCGGUCAAGGCCGUCAACAUCCUCAAGGCCCACGGCCGCGGCUCGCUCGAGUCCGUGCUGGUCAAGGGCUACGCUCUAAACUGCACUGUGGCAUCGCAAGCCAUGAAGACGCGCAUCACGGACGCAAAGAUCGCCGUCCUCGACAUCAACUUCCAGAAGGAGCGCAUGAAGCUGGGCGUGCAGAUUACAGUUGACGACCCGCAGCAGCUCGAGCAGAUCCGGGCACGCGAGGCGGGUAUGGUGAUUGAGCGUAUCGAGAUGAUCCUUAAGGCCGGCGCCAACGUGAUCCUGACUACCAAGGGCAUCGAUGACCUCUGCCUCAAGAUGUUUGUUGAGCGCGGAGCCAUGGCGGUGCGACGCUGCAAAAAGGAGGACUUGCGCCGCAUCGCCCGGGCCACGGGCGCCACUCUGCUCGGCACGCUGUCGGACCUCAACGGCGACGAAAAGUUCGAGCCGUCCUACCUCGGCCACGCCGACGAGGUGUCGCAGGAGCGCAUCUCGGACGACGAGUGCAUCCUGGUCAAGGGCACCAAGACGCACUCAUCGGCGUCCAUCAUCCUCCGUGGGUCCAACGACUUCCAGCUGGACGAGAUGGAGCGGUCGGUACACGACUCCCUCUGCGCGGUCAAGCGAACGCUAGAAAGCGGCAGCAUCGUGCCGGGAGGCGGCGCAGUCGAGACGGCACUGCAUAUUUACCUGGAGGAGUUCGCCGGUACUGUCGGAUCGCGUGAGCAGCUAGCCAUCGGCGAGUUUGCGCAGUCGCUUCUUGUAAUCCCCAAGACUCUCUGUGUAAACGCAGCCAAGGACGCUUCGGACCUCGUGGCUCAGCUGAGGGCGCGGCACGCUCUUUCGCAGCGCACGCAGGAGGGCGGCGACGCCAACGAGGACGAACGCGUGGUGGCGCGCAAGAAGGGCUACCGCAACUACGGCCUGGAUCUGGCGCGAGGGAAACUGGUGGACCAGAUUAAGGCGGGCGUGCUGGAGCCCAGCAUCAGCAAGGUGCGGCAGCUCAAGAGUGCCGUCGAGGCGUGCAUCAGCAUCAUGCGCAUCGACACGCUCAUCAAGCUGGACCCGGAGCAGAGGGCGGAAGAGGACGACGGGCAUGGCCACUAGACGCGGAAAGGAGAAUAAGAAAAAGAGCUCUUUGUUUGGCCGCUUUACCAUAUACUACUACUUUUCGCGCUCAUGUCGCGGAGUUUAGGGUGUCACUUGAAAGGCUAGGUGUGGUCCGGUCAUGUUUUACGAAUGCAUUUGAUGAAGCACCUGUCUGGAAGUCUUUGCUGUAUUAUUGCCCGCCCGCGACUAGAG